Messenger RNA from Carya illinoinensis, 3013 nucleotides. RefSeq lists its product as uncharacterized. NCBI's taxonomy places the organism in Eukaryota, Viridiplantae, Streptophyta, Magnoliopsida, Fagales, Juglandaceae. The record is from RefSeq and is a predicted model, not a curated record. The transcript is spliced from 4 exons. Bases 1660 to 2571 code for a protein of 303 amino acids.
UAUAAAAUAUUUUUUUAAUGAGUUAAUUACAUAAUCUAUAUUAAUAAUUCACUUAAUUUUAAUUGAGUAAUUUAAAUAAUUUUUUAUUAAUUUAUUUUCAAAAAUAAAAAUAAAAAAAUAAUUGGGCUAGACUGAACGGAUCAUACCGAACAGAAAACUACCGGUUCGGAGAAAAUGAUGGACGGUCCAUCACUCCCCUAGACCGGACCGGACCGGACUGAUUUACACCCUAUGAAUUUAUAUGAUUUUACAACAUAUUGGAUAUAAAUGUAUAUGUUGAACGAUUUUACUUCCUGAGGAUGUAAAUGUAUAUGCUCAAUGUAUUUACUUUGAAGGAAAGAGACAAGAACUUUUUGAUGAAAGGGGUCUGAACUUGAGGGAGAAAAGGAAUAUAAAUAUACUAGAAAUUGCUGAUGAAUAGAGUUCAAAGCAACUAUUGUGGUCCUCGAUCGUUGGAGUACUCCAAGUCCAAUGAUAAAUAUUACUGGUAAUUAUCAAGUAAUAUUAUUUUUUUGGGUCCCCAACCAGUGGUUACGUGGCUGAAUUUACAUGAAUGCAAUUGUUUCAAUUGUUCCCAUUACAUCACUUACUAUUGUUGUAAGAAGUCCAUCAAACAGAUUGAUGGUUUUCCAACUACAAUAGGUUCCAUCUCAGUUUACCCACACAUAGCAGCAACCAUACACCCUGCACCUGCUGGUAUGAAUCAUAUGAACUUCUUGUUGAAAGCUUGAAUCUUUUAAACAGAGCAGUAAACAGCUAUCUUAAUACUUGCAUUCUGUUGAAAUCUUACAUAUCCAACACAACAAAGCAUAUAGUAGGAAAAUUUUAGAACUAAAAAAUUCACAAAUUUGUAGUAGAUAUAAUUUUUUUUAAAGGUAAAAAAAAGUGUGGUAGAAAUAAUGACCAUGAUACCAUGCAAGUAUUAUAUUACAGAUAGAAGUUUCCUUCUGGAUUCCAUUGAGAGGCUGAGAUCUUGAAUGCAAAGUUGGUUAUAACCUUUGUAGAUACACAUUAUUUAUAGGUAAGACUUUAUUGAUGAAAAAGUAAGGCCCCGUUUGUUUCUUAGAUGAGAUGAAAAUUCCAAACUGUGCGAAGAAGAGUUUUGCGUAACCAAACAGACAUCCGGGCAUCUUUAUUUCAUCUCAUCUAAGUUCUGAUGUUUUCAACAACUGUUAUAAUAUCUAAUAGAUAAAACAGUAAAAAGUAAAUUAAAAAGAGAGAAAACAGUGAAAAGCACUGUCUUCACUGGUUGUCGUCCUUGUGUCUGCCAUUAUUAUUAUUUUUUCUUCUUAUUUUGAAAACACAGCAACGCCUCAUUGCGGCCUUCGCCCCAACCAAGAGAAACGACAUCCAUUUUGCAAUAAACCACCCUUGUGCUGCCUCUUGUUCCUGUGUUGCACUCCAGCAUUUCCAGCCCAAGCAUUGAUACAAAUGCACAGCGUUGGGGGUCGACCGGGACCUUGGAGCUAAAUAAAAAUGUAUUUCUACCAUCUGAGGAUUUUUUCUUCCCUGUUGAGUUAAAAUUUUUUUCCCUCUACACAAUUUUAUAGUUGCAAUGGUAGAGUACUAUAAAUUUCCCACGCCUCUGAACUUAUCUAGGGGGGAAUCUGUCUUUCUCGAUUUCCCUUAUCAAAAACAGUCUUGUCUAUUUCUUUCCCCAUGCCAAAUUCCUCCUAUAAUUUCAAAAUGACCCCACUUAGUAAACCCACCAUCUCCACUGCCUCGAAGCAUGGCACUGGCGCCCCUAGGACCACCAUUAAAUGGUGCAUAUUUUUUGAAGCCACCACGACUCCUAAGACGCAAUCCUUCAAGCCAUACCAGCUACGCUCCUACCAAGAAAGGCACCUACCAAAGCUACUUCACAUGAAUGAUCCAGAAAAUGCACACAUUGAUCGUAAGCUUUGGUCUGAUGAGAUGGAGGAAAAGUUGAUCGAUCUGUUGUAUGCGGAUGCCCUUAUUGGUGUAAUAAAGGUAGGGAGAAUCACCUCCCAGGACCAUGCUACUUAUGCUCAACGCCUGACAGCGAUGGGCAGAAGCAAAUAUGAUGCUAGUCAAAUUAAAGGCAAAAUACAUAGGCUCAAAGGCAAGCAACGCCUUUUCUCAGACCUAAUCAGCCAAACUGGCAUGGGUUGGGAUCCAGAAACCGGAACGGUCAUUGCUAGUGAUGAGCAUUGGUCCCAUGCUAUUAGGGUAAAAUCACAAUGGAAGAACUUUCGCCAUGCUGGCUGCCCUAAAUACGAAGAGCUAUGCACUAUUUUUGGGGUGUCCGUAGCCACUGGGGCACAUGCACAUGCGCAUGCGUCAACUCAACCACUCCUAACUGUUGAGGAAGAGGUCCAGCGUGAUGAAGAUAUGCACGCUCGCACCAAUGUGUGCCGUCGCAUGAAUGUGGGCAAUCAAGAUGGUGUGGUGAUGGACAAUCCUGAGACGGACGCCUUGUUCGGAUGUGGGCAAUCAUCUGUGUCUUCGGGCCAAAAUCCACAUUGCCGAAGGAGAAGGGCCACCCCUAGGGUACAACAAGAGAUGUCAAACUGUAUGUUCGAGCUAGAUCGGACUUCCAUAGUAAAAUAGAAGCGCUAUGAGGAAGGGGAUAAGGCUUCAGGUUCAAAGCGUAGUAGAAGCACACAUAGUUCCAAGAGUGAUGCUCAUUUUGAUCAACACACUCAAUGUGUAAAAUUAUUGCAAGAGCUUGAACCUCCACUGCCGACAGAAAAUUUUCUCCGUGCUUACAACUCAUUGAUGGAUAGCAAGCAUCAAAAUGGCUUCCUUGCAUUGGAACUUACAAACAGGAGACAUUGGGCCAUGAGCCUUUGAUAAUAUCACAUCCCGAUCAACGAGAUCAUUUGGAUUUGAGAAAUCCUUCUUGUAAAUGAUGAUUUGCCACUAAUCUAGUAUAACAAUCAGCAUUCUCUCCAUGUCUUCAUUUGGUACUACAUAAUAUGUUUUGUGAUGCAAGCAUUUAUUUUCAAAAUUCAUGUCAAUAUGAAGCUGAUUAUAGUUCCAUUUUCUUCAA